AUGAAUAUCACAACCCGAGCCGCCUCCCAGCCCUCGGGACUCCUUCACGGCAAGUUGCAACCCACACGCCGUGCCAACGUUUGCGGGAGCUCCCUGAAAACGUUAGAGGAAACGUUAUUGGAAAACACUCCGAGACGCCACCACCAAGCAAACAGACAGACAACGCAAGCAACCAAACAAGCACCAAGCAACAGACAAGACCAAGCAACAGACACCACCAAGCAACAGACGACAACCAAGCAACACAGAAAGACCAAGCAACACCAAGCACCAAGCAACAGAGCAACAGACAAGCACAAGCCAAAGACAAGCAGACCAAAGCAACAGACAAGCACCAAGCAACAGCAAGCAACAAGCACCAAGCACAACGGGCAGACAACCAAGCAACCCAAGCACCAAGCAACAGACAACCACCAAGCAAACAGCCAACACCAGGCGAACAAGAACAAGCACCCAACAGACAACCACCAACAAGACAACCAAGCCAACAGACAACCACCAAGCAACAGACAACCACCAAGCACAGAACAACCACCAAGCAACAAGCAGACAACCAAGCAAACAGACAACCACCAAAUCAACAGCCAAUCACCAAGCAACAGACAACCACCAAGCACAGCACAACCACCAAAGCACAAGCGGGCCAAGCAACAACACAAGCAACAAGACAAGCACCAAGCAACAGACAACCACCAAGCAACAGACAAACCACCAAUCACAACAACAGACAGACAACCACAAGCAACACAGCCAACCACCAAGCAAACAGACAACCCAAGCCAAACAGACAACCACCAAGCAACAGAACAACCACCAAAGCAACAGACAACCACCAAGCAACAGACAACCACCAAAGCCACAGAGCAACAGACACCAAAGCAACAGACCCAGACAACCACCAAGCAACAGACAACCACCAAGGCAACAGACAAACCACCAAGCAACAGACUAACACCAAGCAACAGACAACCACCAAGCAACAGACAACCACCAAGCAACAGACAACACCAGCAACCACCAAGCAACAGACAACCACCAAGCACAGACAACCACCAAAGCAACAGACAAACCAACCAAGCAACAGACAACCACCAACAGCAACCAGACACAACCACCAAGCAACAGACAACCACCAACAGACAACAGCCAACAGACAACCACCAAGCAACAGACAACCACCAAGCAACAGACAACCACCAAGCAACAGACAAACACCAAGCAACAGACAACCACCAAGCAACAGACAACCACCAACAACAGACAACCACCAAGCAACAGACAACCACCAAGCAACAGACAAAACCAAGCAACAGACAACCACAAGCAACAGACAACAGCAAGCAACAGACAACCACCCAGCAACAGACAAACCACCAAGCAACCACCAAGACAACCAAAGCAACAGACAACCACCAAGCAACAGACAACCACCAAGCAACAGACAACCACCAAGCAACAGACAACCACCACAAGCAACAGACAACCACCAACAACAGAGCAACAGACAACCACCAAGCAACAGACAACCACCAAGCAACAGACAACCCACCACAGCAACCAGACAGACCACCAAAAGCAACACAGACAACCACCAAGCAACAGACAACCACCAAGCAACCAGACAACCACCAAGCAACAGACAAACCAAGCAACAGCAAGCAACAGACAACCACCAAGCAACAGACAACCAGCAAGCAACAGACAACACACGCAAGCAACAGACAACCACCAAGCAACAGACAACCACCAAGCAACAGACAACCAAAGACAACUUCACCAAGCACAGACAACCACCAAGCAACAGACAACCAACAACAGACAACCAAGCAACAGACAACCACCAAGCAACAGACAACCACCAAGCAACAGACAACCACCAAGCAACAGACAAGCAACCAAGCAACAGCCAACCACCAAGCAACAGACAACCACCAAGCACAGCACCAAGCAACAGACAACCAACCAAGCAAACAGACAACCACCAAGCAACAGACAAGACAAGACCACCAAGGUAUCCCAUAA
Penaeus vannamei (Pacific white shrimp) is the source of this 2022-nucleotide messenger RNA. The record is from RefSeq and is a predicted model, not a curated record. Lineage: Eukaryota; Metazoa; Arthropoda; Malacostraca; Decapoda; Penaeidae.